Molecule: messenger RNA, 2787 nt
Organism: Haliaeetus leucocephalus (bald eagle)
Lineage: Eukaryota; Metazoa; Chordata; Aves; Accipitriformes; Accipitridae
Gene: CLSTN2
Product: calsyntenin 2
Exons: 17
Coding region: 1-2787 (928 amino acids)
Biological process (GO): positive regulation of synapse assembly; homophilic cell-cell adhesion; positive regulation of synaptic transmission
Cellular component (GO): postsynaptic membrane; cell surface
Molecular function (GO): kinesin binding; calcium ion binding; amyloid-beta binding
Source: RefSeq, a predicted model, not a curated record
AUGGGCAAAACCACUGUGAAGAUAAUGAACAAACACAAGCCCUGGAUUGAGACAUCAUACCAUGGAAUCAUAACUGAAAACAAUGACACUGUAAUUUUGGAUCCUCCCCUUGUUGCUUUGGAUAAAGAUGCACCUGUUCCCUUUGCAGGUGAAAUCUGUGCUUUUAAAAUCCAUGGACAAGAAAUGCCCUUCGAAGCUGUUGUGCUAAACAAGACAUCUGGUGAAGGUCGACUUCAAGCAAAAAGUCCUAUUGACUGUGAACUGCAGAAGGAGUAUACAUUCAUCAUCCAGGCCUAUGACUGUGGAUCAGGACCAGGUGGAACAAAUUGGAAAAAAUCUCACAAGGCAAUGGUCCAUAUCCAGGUAAAGGAUGUUAAUGAGUUUUCACCAACUUUCAAGGAGAGUGUGUAUAAGGCCACUGUGACAGAGGGAAAGAUCUAUGACAGCAUACUGCAGGUAGAAGCCAUAGAUGAGGACUGUUCCCCGCAGUAUAGCCAGAUCUGCAAUUAUGAGAUUGUCACAACCGAUGUUCCUUUUGCCAUUGACAGAAAUGGUAACAUCAGAAACACUGAGAAACUGAACUAUGAUAAACAGCACCAGUAUGAGAUAAUGGUAACAGCUUUUGACUGUGGGCAAAAACAUGCAAUAGAAGAUGUCUUAGUACAAGUUAAUGUCAAACCAGUGUGCAAACCAGGCUGGCAAGACUGGAACAAACGGAUUGAAUACAAGCCCGGUUCUGGCAGCAUACCUUUGUUUCCCAGCAUUCGUCUAGAAACAUGUGAUGGACCAGUUUCCUCAAUACAUACCACCAUUGAAUUAAAGACCAAUUACAUUGGAAAGGGCUGUGAUCGUGAAACAUACUCAGAAAAAUCUCUGCAGAAAUUAUGUGGAGCUUCUUCAGGUGCCAUUGACCUGUUACCAUCUCCCAGUGCAACAACUAACUGGACAGCUGGGCUUGUCAUGGAUAACAAUGACAUGAUUUUUAAAUUUGAUGGAAAGCAAGGAGCCAAAAUCCCAGAUGGAAUAGUCCCAAAGAAUUUAACUGAUCAUUUCACCAUCACUCUGUGGAUGAAACAUGGACCUAGUCCAGGAUUAAGAGCUGAGAAGGAGACUAUUCUCUGCAACUCUGACAAGACAGAGAUGAACCGACAUCACUAUGCCCUGUACGUGCACAACUGCCGAUUAGUAUUUCUGUUGCGCAAAGACUUUGAUCAGGCUGACACCUUUCGUCCUGCGGAGUUCCACUGGAAACUGGAUCAGAUUUGUGAUAAAGAAUGGCAUUACUACGUUGUCAAUGUUGAGUUUCCCGUUGUUACCUUAUACAUGGAUGGAACAACAUAUGAACCUUACCUUGUGACCAAUGAUUGGCCUAUCCACCCUUCACAUAUAGCCAUGCAGCUGACAGUUGGUGCUUGUUGGCAAGGAGGUGAAGUCACCAAGCCCAGAUUUGCUCAGUAUUUCCACGGCAGCCUGGCUAGUCUCACUAUCCGGCCAGGCAAAAUUGAGAGUCAGAAAGUGAUUUCCUGUUUGCAGGCCUGCAAGGAAGGUCUGGAUAUUAAUUCUCUUGAGAGUCUUGGCCAAGGAAUAAAGUAUCACUUCAACCCUUCCCAGUCAGUCCUUGUCAUGGAAGGAGAUGACAUUGAGAAUAUAAACCAAGCUCUCCGAAAGGUCUCAUACAUCAACUCUAGACAGUUUCCUACUGCAGGCGUAAGACGUCUCAAAGUCUCAUCUAAAGUCCAAUGUUUUGGUGAAGAUGUCUGCAUUAGUAUCCCAGAUAUAGAUGCGUAUGUAAUGGUAUUUCAGGCCAAUGAGCCCAAGAUUACAAUAAGUGGGAUGGACCACUUUGCUAGACCAGCUGCGCAAUUUGAAAGUGAAAGAGGUGUUAUUUUGUUACCUGACAUCAGAAUUGUCAGCACGGUCACUAAAAUGGAGCAUCCAGUGGACUUAAAAGAACAUGAUAGAGCCAAUAAGCCAGUGAUAUUAGAGGAAAUGCUCCACAACUUAGAUUUCUGUGAUAUUUUGGUGAUUGGCGCAGAUCUAGACCCUGAUCAAGAGUGUUUAGAACUAGAUCAUGUGGAGCUUCAAGGAAAACAUCUAGAUGCCACAAAUUCCACAGCAGGAUAUUCAAUCUAUGGUGUGGACAGCAUGCACAACUAUGAACAGGUUCUUCGGCAGAUUCGAUAUCGCAACUGGUACACUUCAGCCACCUUUGACAGAAAGUUCAGAGUCAAGUGCUCAGAGCUAAAUGGACGUUACAUUAGCAAUGAAUUUAACUUGGAGGUUAAUGUUCUACACAGCUCCAACUCCAACUUCAUGGACCAUGUAAAUCAUAUGAUAGCACAAACACAAUUUCUCCAAUCUGUCCACCACCCUGAGGGAAGCACAAGUACUGUUCACAACUCAGUUGUUCCAAGUGUGGCUACUAUCAUUAUCAUAAUCUGUGUGAGCAUACUCAUUUUCAUCAUAACCUUGGGGGUCUAUCGAAUUUGGACAGCUCAUCAGCACAGCUCUACAGACAACGAAGGAAGUAAAGAAAAUGAAAUGGAUUGGGAUGAUUCUGCUCUGACUAUUACCGUCAACCCUAUGGAGAAAUAUGAAAAGCCUCACCAGAAAGAAGAGGAGAGUGAGGAAGACGACAUAGAAGAUGAAGAGGAAGACACAACCAGUGCUGAAUCAGAUGAAAGUGAGGAGGAGGAGGAAGAGGAAGUGAUUGUCCAAAAGGGAGACAAACAGAAUGGCACCAGGCAAGAGCAGUUGGAGUGGGAUGAUUCAACUCUCCCAUACUAA